CCGAUCCUGAGGGGAUACUUCCUUUCGUUUCUUUUCCUCGUUUCUUUUCCCCUUCCCUUCUCUUCUUUCAUCCAUGGUAAGUUGUCCUCUUCUUUCUUCCUCUUCCCUUCCUGCCCCCCCCUCCAAGCUAUACCCAAUUGGCUCCCCAAGUCCCUUCCAGCCCUUCUUCCCCUUCGGUCUGACAGUUGUGCUCCCCUUGCGUGGGAUGACGUACCCCCAUGGUGGUGAAUGGGCUGCGAUUCCCUCAUCCCAGACAGACUGACGCUGCGGCGAGGCUCGUGCCGUCGAUGUUUAAGCGGGCCGGUGGCUGAUUAUCAAAUAUGCACAGAGCAUCCUGCGUUGACCAACGGCUUUCCCCUUCUCUCACGCCCCCUCCCCCCUUCCGAGCUUUGCCACGCACGCGCUACUAGUUUCCUCUGCCAUCGCAUCUCGUCCCGGCUCAGCGCAAACGAUGCCGGCCGCCGUCGAUGACCCGGCCAGCCCCACAAUCCAUCGGGUCUCCGGCCAGCCACCAUUCCCGGAUCCGAACAACCCGUUCCUGCCGCCGGACAUUGUGCCUCGCCAGGUGACGCUGCGAGACCGCCAGACCGUGGCCACCAUCGUGCCCUUUGCGUCGCGCCACCAGAUCCCCGUGUCGCUGGUUGUGUACCUGUGCGCGCAGAUCAACAAGGAGAUUGAUGGCGGCGACACGUACCCCCUGAUGGACCCCUUUACGGCCGAUGGCUUCGCCGACUUCUGGUUCCAGAACUUUGGCGCCGUCAUGCUGUUGGGGAGCAUCGAGGGCGCGCAUCAGCUUCUGGACGGCAAGGACUGGGCCAAGGAGUGUCUGGGCAGCUUCUACAUCCGGCCCAACUACCCGGGGCGGAGCAGCCACGUGUGCAACGGCGGCUUUCUCGUUACCGACGCGUCCCGUAACCGCGGUGCCGGUCGCUUGAUGGGCGAGGCGUAUAUUGACUGGGCGCCGCGGCUGGGAUACACCUACAGCGUGUUCAACCUCGUGUACGAGACCAACGUGGCGUCGUGCAAGAUUUGGGAUGCGCUGGGCUUCAAGCGCAUUGGACGAGUCAAGGGAUGCGGAAACCUCAAGAGCUAUCCUGACCGUCUUAUCGACGCCAUCAUCUAUGGACGAGAUCUGGCUCCUGGGGAAACGGAAGAGCUGGUGAGCGAAGAGCGCUUCGAUAAGAUCAAGUACUACCUCAAGUACGGCAAAUAUCCCAACGGCGCAGACCGGGCUGAGAAGAGCCGACUGCGCAGUGCGGCGACGCACUACAAACUGCUGGAUGGCGACAAGCUCAUGCUCAAGGACAAGGAGGUCAUAUCCGACCCGGCGCGACAGUAUGAGAUUGCGCGCAGCGUGCACGUCAUGCACCACGGAGGCAUCAACAAGACGACGGCUACCAUUGCGGAAAAGUACCACUGGAGUCGCAUCAAGGAAACCGUCAGCGACGUGAUCCGAGCCUGCGCCGAGUGCAAGGAGCUGGGCAAGACGCCGAACCCAGGAGGCACCAAGAAGACCGCUGCGCCUACCGCUACCACUGCCGCUUCGGUGCCGGCGUCCACAAUCACGACGCCUGCUCCCACGCCCAUUUUGCCCAGCAACGGUCCUCCACGGAACCACUCAAUACCGUCCAACAUUGCAACUACGGGGAGGAUCUUGGCUCUGCAAAGCCACGAUACUAUGCUGUCGCUAUCACCAAGCACCAGCCCCAGCCCGAGCGCAUAUGCAAAUCCCAGCGACAUCUCCGUCAUACCGCCAUCUCAGACGUUUCAGACCACCCAAGGCCUCCACCACCACCAACAGCAGCAGGCGCAGCAGCAGCACCACCACCAUGGCCUUUCACCAGAUCCUCACCACCACCACCACCUGCAACAAACCCUGCAUCACCACCAAGUAACCCACCAACAGCCAUCUCUCCACCACAACCCCCAUCACCCAGCCCACCACCUCCACAACCCCAUGCUGCAAGACCAGCCAAAUCAACACGAAACGCAUGUCUACCAGCCCAUCGACCCCCAAAUCAUAAAUCACCACCACCACCCUCAGCAACACCAUGACAUCGCCUUUGAGCACUACCACCCACACGCCGAUUUCCAGGCACUCCUCAGCGCAACCGAAGAUGUCGUGUCCACCCAGCCCGACGGCGAUGUCCCGCCCUCCGUGGACACCGACCUAGAGAUGCUCAUUGAGCACGACGCCGUGGACGACGAAGACGUCAACGAUGUCGGCCAAAACGACCAUCAUGGGGGUCACGUCAUGGGCGACGACGAUGUCAUGGUGGAUGGCUUAACUGGCGGCGCACCGCAAAUGAUGCGCAGAAUAGGACAUAGAGACGGAAGGGGCAUAUAUGACAUCAAUUUUGGCGGUCCGGCGGUCUGACUUCUUUUUUUCCAUUUUUUUUCCAUUUUCAAAUCCGUUUUUAUCAUGAGAAUGAAUUGAGGCGGGGCGUUGCGUUGUUGCGUUGCAAUGCGUUGCGUUGAAGUCCUUUCCCCCCCUUUCCCCCCCCCCCUUUUAUUUUUAGCAUAGGUAGGAGUAAGAGUAGGAAGUAUGAUUGAUUGUGUGCGUCAGUGCAAAUGGAUAUAUGAUGUAUAUACGGCCGCAACAAACGGGUAUGAUAUGAUAUCCCUUAUAGAUUUCAU
Trichoderma asperellum CBS 433.97 is the source of this 2637-nucleotide messenger RNA. The record is from RefSeq and is a predicted model, not a curated record. Lineage: Eukaryota; Fungi; Ascomycota; Sordariomycetes; Hypocreales; Hypocreaceae.